AUGGCGGAGCCGCUGCGGCCCUUCCGCUUGCGCGGCUACGGCAGUCCGCAGAAGUUCGGCGUGGCGGCCAGGAGCCUGCGGGAGCUGCUGCGGAAGGGCUGCCGCCUGCUGCAGCUUCCCUUGCCAGGCAGCCGCCUCUGCCUCUACGAGGACGGCACGGAGCUGACCGAGAGCUACUUCCGCACCCUGCCGCCGCAGACGGAGCUGGUGCUGCUGGGUCCCGGAGAGAGCUGGCGGGGAUGUGCCAGCGACAUCGAGCGGUUCCUGGCCGCCUUCUGCAGCCAGGGCGAGGCGGUGGUGGCGGCGGCGAGGAGGCUGCUGGCGGACGAGAGGGCACCCCGCAGGCAGAAGCUGCUGGCGGAUCUCGUCCACAACCUGAGCGAAAACAUCCUGGCCGAGGGCAGGGAAGAGGACAAGAGCUGGUUUGAAGGUGUGGAGUCUCGCUUUAAGAGCAAAUCCAGCUACAUGCGGUACAGCUGCCAGAGCAGGAUCCGGAGCUACCUGAAGGAGGUUAGUAAUUUUCUGUCCAACGUUCAUCCCACGGGAAGAGAGGCCUACAGAAGGAUAAUUGACCUGAUGGCAGAGAGGCUGAAGGCUGUGAAGUACAACGGGGGCUACUUUGACAGGAGGGAGGAGGAGGAGGCAACUCGACUGUGCACCGCUGAGGGGUGGUUCUCCUGCCAGGGUCCCUUCGACUGCACUGCCUGCCCCAGCAAGCACUCCAUCAACCCCUACAGCAACAGGGAGAGCAGGAUCCUCUUCAGCACCUGGAACCUCGACCACAUAAUCGAGAAGAAACGUGCUGUCGUCCCUCAGCUGGCAGAGGCUGUCACAACUCGAGAUGGAAGAGAAGUGAACUGGGAAUACUUCUAUCAGCUGCUGUUUACAGUGGAGAAUUUAAAGCUUGUACACAUUGCUUGCCAUAAGAAAACCAAUCACAACCUGAGCUGUGACAAAAGCAGGAUCUACAGAACGAAGCAGCCGAAGCACAAGAGGUGCUAGAGCUGCCUCUGGGCAGCUCACAUCAAGCUGUGAGCUUGAGCUCCAAACAGCUCCAGCCGACUGAGGAGGCCCUGGCAAAUGCCUUGCCAAGGCUGCAGUCUCCCAGCAGACCCAUUCAAGUGGUGCCUAACUCUGCUCCUCUGCCUCCUCCCUUACUGCAGCUGUCCCUCAGCCCACCUGUGUUGCGAGGCAGAGCGCAGGGAGGAGGCCAGAGGCUGACACUGACUGCACCCUGUGGGCUCUUCUAGACCCAGGCCUCACCAUGCCCAUGAAACUCAGACAAAGCAGUUCAGAGCUCAGCUGAGGGCACUUGCAGGUCGCUGUUUCUCUGCACAUUAAGCCAAAGAAAGAAUUCCUCUGUGCCUUUUCCAGGUAGCCAGCCAGGGAAUCCAAAGCUGCUGGCUCUCCUCUGCCAAACCCCUGCACUCCCCUACCCCCUGCAUCUCCUAGGAGGAAGAGCACAGCCAUGGGUUUGCUUUUCCCACCUUUGCUCUCAGCUGUCUCACUGUUCUCCCUCUUCAGCUUGAGUUUGCUGGGAGCAAACAAGCUCUGGUGCUACAUAAAUCAUGUCAGGCUGCUGCUGCAGAGGACACUGCCUCUACAACACCUCCCUACCUCAGCUACCAAAGCAGAGAUCAUUUGUACUUGAUUCAUUUUUAAUAGCAGCUGGUAGCAACUGAACUGUUAGGGACUAGCAAUGAAAAGGAUGUGAAAUAAAAGAAUUGCCACCACCUCUGUGUAUGUCUGAAGGCAGAGGUGCAGGAGUGCUUGGUCAUGGGUUGGAGCUGGGGGAAGGCAGAUUGAGACUGAAGAUGAGCAGCUCUGUGUCUGGCUACAUCCAGGACAGGGGCAGUUCUGUAUCUGUGUUUAUAGAACCAAGAUGGAAGCACAGAGGCUGCUGGCACUGGGGAAGGCAUCACAGCAAAGAGUCUGCUGACAAACAUCAUCACUCUUGCCACCAACUGCACAUCAGCACUUUGCACAGCCCUGAAACCAAGCUGUGUGAAAGCAGAGCUGGCACUCGAGGCAAAGCUGGGAGAGCUUCUCCACAUUGGAGUUGUGCUGAACACCAUGAAUAUGCCAUUAAAAAUUAGAUUUUUUUUCUUUUGUGUUACAGGGUUGGGAGUGAACAGGAGCCAGGAGAGCUCAUUGGCAGAAACAAUGCCUCAUCUGGAGU
This is a messenger RNA of Indicator indicator, 2179 nucleotides long. It is a transcript of the gene DFFB, whose product is annotated as DNA fragmentation factor subunit beta. The transcript has 7 exons. Gene Ontology annotation, cellular component: nucleus; cytoplasm. Gene Ontology annotation, biological process: apoptotic DNA fragmentation; apoptotic process. Bases 1 to 1002 code for a protein of 333 amino acids. Gene Ontology annotation, molecular function: DNA endonuclease activity. NCBI's taxonomy places the organism in Eukaryota, Metazoa, Chordata, Aves, Piciformes, Indicatoridae. The record is from RefSeq and is a predicted model, not a curated record.